Messenger RNA from Dreissena polymorpha, 420 nucleotides. RefSeq lists its product as uncharacterized. The record is from RefSeq and is a predicted model, not a curated record. Bases 1 to 420 code for a protein of 139 amino acids. Lineage: Eukaryota; Metazoa; Mollusca; Bivalvia; Myida; Dreissenidae. The transcript has 3 exons.
AUGACCAUACUUCAAUAUGGGCCUAGUAUCAUGACCAUACUUCAAUAUGGGCCUAGUAUCAUGACCAUACUUCAAUAUGAGCCUAGUGACAUGACCAUUAUUCAAUAUGGGCCUAGUGUCAUAACCAUACUUCAAUAUGGGCCUAGUGUCAUGACCAUACUUCAAUAUGGGCCUAGUGACAUGACCAUUAUUCAAUAUGGGCCUAGUGUUACCAUACUUCAAUAUAGGCCUAGUUAUGGGCCUAAAAUCAUGACCAUACUUAAAUAUGGGCAUAGUGUCAUGAUCAUACUGCAAUAUGGGCCUAGUGUCAUGACCAUACUUCAAUAUGGGCCUAGUGUCAUGACCAUACUGCAAUAUGGGCCUAGUCUCAUAAACAAUCUCAAAUCUCAGCUGAAAGAACAUGCACGUAUUCCUUCUUAA